Electrophorus electricus (electric eel) is the source of this 1045-nucleotide messenger RNA. It is a transcript of the gene uqcc2, whose product is annotated as ubiquinol-cytochrome c reductase complex assembly factor 2. The record is from RefSeq and is a predicted model, not a curated record. Gene Ontology annotation, biological process: mitochondrial respiratory chain complex III assembly. Gene Ontology annotation, cellular component: mitochondrial matrix. NCBI's taxonomy places the organism in Eukaryota, Metazoa, Chordata, Actinopteri, Gymnotiformes, Gymnotidae.
AUCCUGACUUUAACCCUUCCUUUUCUGACAAGCCAAAAAUGUCUGUCACUAGAUAUCGCCGAUUCCUCAAGUUAUGUGAGGAAUGGCCAAAAGACGAAUCAAAAAAAGGUCGAGAUUUGGGCACAUUCUUAAGACAAAGAAUAGCCAGUGCAUUCCGAGAGGGCGAAAACACACAGAUUUCAGAUCCAGAAAAAUGUGAUCAGAUUUAUGAAAGUCUGGCCCGCAUCAACAGCAACGUUUACAAAGAAAAGUUUCCACGAGCAAAAGACACAAGUUUUACAGGUGUGACGGUGGAAGAAUGUAGGAUGUUAUUGGCAACAGAAAUGGGCAGGAUCCCUCACUCUCAUCUGUGUGCAAUGUGUUAGAAGAUUGUCUCUGCACGACAAGUGUAGUUCUGUUCUAUAAGCUUGUUGAAGUGCUUUACUGAAUCCAUAUGUAGGCCAAAGUAUGUACCAGUCAAGACACCAGGUUUAUCUGGUUUGCUUCUUUGUCAGAGUACAGCUAAUUUGUGAAAUCACCUUGAUGUGUGCAUACUUGGAACAAAAACCUAUAAAUACUUAAUAUAGCCAUUCUUUCAUUCUGUUCUUGCAUACCUUUUAAGGACACCCCCUGAAUAAUCAUGUACACUAUGCACAGAGGUCAAAAACACUACUUUUAUCAGGGUGUGAUUGUGCAUAUUUGAGAUUUUUAUUUAAAAGAAAAACAUCAGACAUGCAUAGCCUAAGGAGUCUCAUAAGUUCUCUGUUCAUUGAUGACCAGUGUCAAAUUACUAUAUCAUAUGAGCUACAACAGUGAUUUUGUAGGUUUUCUACCCCAAAAUACUAGGCAAAAAUGACACCACGUCUCUUAGGAUGUAUGAGAGCAACGAUGCUGGAAUGCACUUUGAGGCCAAAAAUGUGUAUUUAAAAAAAGUAAUGCUGACCUAGCUCAUAAAGAUCAAUCUCUUUGAUAAGACACAUUUUUAAAAAAAAUCUUUUUUUUUUUUCUUUUUUUUUUGUGAUUGCCCAUGUAAUAGACCCCAGGUUCAUGUCAUUAAAUUAUUCAC